Molecule: messenger RNA, 1319 nt
Organism: Trichoderma atroviride IMI 206040
Lineage: Eukaryota; Fungi; Ascomycota; Sordariomycetes; Hypocreales; Hypocreaceae
Biological process (GO): regulation of transcription by RNA polymerase II
Molecular function (GO): DNA-binding transcription activator activity, RNA polymerase II-specific; zinc ion binding
Source: RefSeq, a predicted model, not a curated record
AUGCAGCAAAGACAGCGGCUGGAGAGGCGAGGCCAUACCAAGAGCCGUAGAGGAUGCUACAACUGCAAGAGACGGCGCAUCAAGUGUCAGGAAACACACCCGGCAUGUGGCAACUGUGCCAAAACGGGACUGAACUGCGAAUAUCCUGUUUCACCGCAAAUUAUACACCAGCCGCACAAUCAGAUACCAUUAUUUAGCUUGCAGGAUAUGCGAUGCUUUCAGCACUUUCUGACCCAGUGCUACCCUCACCAUCCAUUGAAGCAAGAGGAGAUUUGGACGCACGAGAUUCCGAGCAUAGCUCACAAUCACGAAUUUCUUAUGCAUGCGAUCCUUGGCUAUGCGGCCUCGGAGCUGAUGGUCACAGAUAGCAGCCUUGCACCGGUGGCCAUGAAUCACCGCAUCAAAGCGAUCAAGGCCAUCAAGAAACGCUUAACAGACGCGUCCAAGAUGGAGACGACCUACGAGGAAGCCAACGCUUUGGUGGCUACCUGCUUCGCACUGACUUUCCAAUCGGUCAGUCUCGAAGACGGAUUGGCCGAGUACAUGACUUUUAUUCGUGGGAUUGUCAUUGUGGGGAUGCAAAUGAUGUUUAAGAGCAUCAAGCCUCUGUUCAGUAAUCUGUUUGAGUCGAACCAAGACGAAGUCAUGGCGCCAUACAUGGAAGGACUGCCUCUAAUUGAAAAGGGGUGGGCUGAGGCUGCCAUCGAGUCGAUUACCAAUUUGGGGCCGCUUUGCAAGCGGCAAGUCGAGAUUGAAUAUCACGAGCAGCUCAUGAACGUUUCCUCUCAAUUACUGACCAAUUCCUUCGAAGCAUACAAGGCCAAUUCGAGGCAAUACGGAUGGUGGAUGCUGCUACCUCAUGAUUCAUUCCAAGAACUCAUCAACGCCAAUAACCAGGUUGUCAUUUUGCUGCACACACACUGGAUAGCCCUGUCGCAAAUCAUGGCCUUUAUCAACGAGCAGGAGUACGAAGUGCGAGAGAAGCAUCCUGCUCGGCAGGAAAAUAGCCGCAUCGACCCAGGAUUCAUCCGCUGGCUGAAGUAUCUCAACGCGCGUGUAGAUUAUGCGCAUCAGAUGUUCAACCAGUGGCCGACGUGGGUGGACGAAAAGCUGGAUAACGACAUUACUUUUUUUGGGAAGCGUCGGUAGAUGUACGCCUUGUUUGGGUAUGAAGCAAAUAUAAUUUUGGCGGUUUUUUUUUUUUCGAGUUUUCCCAAUGUAUCUUUGCGACAUGUAUCCGGUAAUUUGAUAUUAACGAUGUAGAGCAACUAUAUGUAGGUAGUUUAUUGAGAAAUACCACGAUGGUAGAUGAUUUUAUA